AUGUCUCAAGAAUGUGGACAAAGUUCAAACGGUUCUCUCCACUUUCCAAACGGAACGCCGUUAGCCUUGACCCAGCCCUCCCUAACUCAAACACUUUGUGAUCUUCUUAAGCAGCGAAAACGCAGGCGUUUGAGGAAGCGAAUCAGGAUUUUUCUCCAUAUCAUUGCGUGCCGUCUCUUCCCUCUCCUUAUUUUAAUUUUAGGAAUUACUUUCUGCUUUAUUGGUGGCUUCUAUAAGAUACAUUUAUUACUUUCCAUUGGAUGCGUUCUACUGAUAUGUAUAGUGGGUCUUGUGCUACAAAGUUGCUUUUGGAGUCGAUCACAGCCGAAUAAAUUCACCAUUAAUGAAAUUAUUCGAGACACUGAUAUGGGCAAAGAAGACACCGAAGCUCAGAAAUGUGAGAGUACUGAUGAUGCCUCCAGAAUGUGUGAAAAUAAGGAGUGUGCGGAUGAGGAACCCACCUCUCCUUCACCCCCAGAACCACCUUCAAGACCAUCUGUUGGACUGAUGGAAGUUAGGCGAUUGAGUAUGGCUAUGACAAGGGUUGCCAGUGAACUUAGAAAUGCGACAAGUCAGCGAGCCGUGAGUUUGGGAUCGGCAAAUUUUACAAGGGGGCCAUGGCUUGGAGGUCAUGCAACAAACCUUGCUCCGACAGACUAUGAACACGGGGCCAUCAAUUGGUAUGGAAAUUUCACCUCCACUGAAUUAACUCAUAUGAGGCGCCUUUCACAAUGGCAAAAUUUUGUAUAG
Messenger RNA from Rodentolepis nana, 750 nucleotides. NCBI's taxonomy places the organism in Eukaryota, Metazoa, Platyhelminthes, Cestoda, Cyclophyllidea, Hymenolepididae. The record is from the annotation of a GenBank genome assembly.